AGUAAGUCAAUAAAGAUACACCGCGAAACAGCGAAUCAUAAACUGUUUUCCUCCUCCUCCAACCUUUCUUGAUCCUUCUCUAGCUUCUUUCCUCUAUUAUAUAUAACCGCUACCCCUCCAUGCUUUUGUUGCAUUUUAACAGUAAGAGCGCAAAAGAAGAAGAAAAUGAAUCGUUUUGUAGUAAGGUCGGUGAUGCGGGGCCUGAUCAAUGGCCGAAGUUAUUGCAGUAGCAGCAUCUGCAUCGGCAACGGGCAAGUCUACAGGUCCGCCAUAGUUGGAAGAAGCUUGCAGUUGAGCGGCCAACGUAACGGUGUGGCGUUUGGUGGAUUUGAAUGGAGGAGGAUGAUGAGCUCUUCUCCUGCUUCUGUGGAAAAAGCGACAUCUGAGAAGGAAGACAAAACGGAGAACUCGGUGAAGGAAGAGACGAAGGAAAAUGAGGUUAUGGCUGUAAGUUAUUGGGGAAUUUCAAGGCCUAAGAUCACCAGAGAGGAUGGCACCGACUGGCCUUGGAAUUGUUUCAUGCCAUGGGAAACUUACAAAGCAGACCUGUCAAUUGAUUUGAAGAAGCACCAUAAGCCAAAGAAUUUCACGGAUAAAUUCGCUUACCGGACGGUCAAACUCCUUCGCGUUCCUACAGAUAUCUUCUUCCAGAGACGAUAUGGCUGUCGAGCUAUGAUGCUGGAAACAGUGGCGGCCGUCCCUGGUAUGGUUGGGGGCAUGCUUCUGCACCUGAAAUCUCUCCGUAAAUUCCAGCAAAGUGGUGGUUGGAUCAAAGCCUUGCUUGAAGAAGCAGAGAACGAGAGGAUGCAUUUAAUGACAAUGGUGGAGCUUGUUAAACCCAAGUGGUACGAAAGGCUCCUUGUUCUAACCGUGCAGGGAGUCUUCUUUAAUGCCUUCUUUGUUUUGUAUAUGCUUUCGCCCAAAUUGGCGCAUAGAAUUGUUGGGUAUUUGGAGGAGGAAGCCAUUCACUCAUAUACAGAGUAUUUGAAGGACAUUGAUAGUGGUGCGAUUGAGAAUGUACCAGCCCCUGCCAUUGCAAUAGAUUACUGGAGGUUACCUAAAGAUGCCACGUUGAAGGAUGUCAUAACUGUGAUUCGUGCUGAUGAAGCACAUCAUAGGGAUGUAAAUCAUUUUGCUUCUGAUAUUCAUUUUCAGGGAAAGGAAUUGAGAGAGGCGCCUGCUCCUCUUGGUUAUCAUUGAGACUGAUAUUGGAUCGUGUAGAAUCUGUCCGAGAUUCUUGCUUGAUGCAUACUUGAAUUACGUUACAUUUUGUAUAUUGAUGUAUGGACGAUUGGACCACGAUUAAUAUGAUAAAUUUUCCAAUAUUGAGUGACCAUUAUAAA
Gossypium arboreum is the source of this 1343-nucleotide messenger RNA. RefSeq names its product ubiquinol oxidase, mitochondrial-like. The record is from RefSeq and is a predicted model, not a curated record. The transcript is spliced from 4 exons. Lineage: Eukaryota; Viridiplantae; Streptophyta; Magnoliopsida; Malvales; Malvaceae. Gene Ontology annotation, molecular function: alternative oxidase activity. Gene Ontology annotation, biological process: alternative respiration. Gene Ontology annotation, cellular component: mitochondrion. Bases 166 to 1200 code for a protein of 344 amino acids.